Symbiodinium sp. CCMP2592 is the source of this 1665-nucleotide messenger RNA. NCBI's taxonomy places the organism in Eukaryota, Dinophyceae, Suessiales, Symbiodiniaceae. The record is from the annotation of a GenBank genome assembly.
AUGGCAGCAAACACGAAGACGAGCAGGAGGAAGGUAAGGCGGAGGAAGCAGCUGAGGUCUGCUUCUUGUGAAGCAAAGCUUUGCCAGCCUCCUUUGCCCUUAGAGCUCUCCAACUGCCCAGCUUCCGUCACCAUGUCGGACAAAGUCCUUAGCAUGGAGGAUGUUGCCAAGCACAACACCAAGGAAGAUUGCUGGGUCGUUCUCUACGGCAAGGCUUACGACCUGACGAAGUUUGCGAAGGUCCACCCCGGUGGGGCCAAGCUCAUCACGGAUGCAGCGGGCAUGGAUGCCACUGCCCUCUUCGACCCAAUUCACCCCAAGGAUAUCAUGGACAAGCUCCUGAAGCCAUCACUGACCAUGGGCGUCGUUGAUGCGGCGACGAUCAAGCCAGAGCAUGUUGCGAAGGCGCCGGAGCCUCAUAAGCCAGCACCCAAGAAGAAGAAGGCCGCAUCGUCGGAGGUGGAAGAGGAGGUCGAAUUCAAGAAGCCACCUUUGAAUGCCAUGUUGAACAGCUUCGACUUCGAGAGCGUGGCCCGUGAGGUCAUGGAGCCGCAGGCCUGGGGAUACUACUCCUCAGGUGGUGAUGACGAGAUCACGCUACGGGAUAACCACUUGGCCUUCCAGCGCAUCACCAUGCGCCCAAGGAUCCUGGUGAACGUGCGGGAGAUCGACAUGACGACGCAGAUUCUGGGAGUGCCGGCUUCCGUGCCCUUGUACUUCACGGCCACGGCGUUGGCCAAAUUGGCUCACCAGGACGGGGAGCUGGCGAUCGUGAAGGCAGCCAAGAAGGCCGGAGUUCCCUACAUGCUCCCCACACUUUCCUCCUACACUUUGGACGAGAUGCUCGAGGCCAGGUCACCGGAGCAGCAGGUCUUCUCCCAGCUCUACGUGAACCCGGAGCGCUCGAGGUCCGAAGAGUACGUGAAGAAGCUGGAGGAUGCUGGCGUGAAGGCGCUCUUCGUGACGGUGGAUGCCCCCCAGCUGGGCCGCCGUGAGAAGGACAUGAGGAACAAGUUCACCCAGCAGGGCUCGGAUGUCCAGGGCGACGAUGAGGAGGAUGGUGCUGUGGACCGUUCCCAGGGUGCCACUCGCGCCAUCAGCAGCUACAUCGACCCUGGCCUCAACUGGGAGGACGUGCCCUGGCUCAAGAGCAUCACAAAGAUGAAGGUGCUGUUGAAGGGCGUGCAGUGCGCGGAAGAUGCCGUGUCUGCUUACAAGGCCGGUCUGGCUGGUUGCGUUCUCUCCAACCAUGGUGGUAGGCAGCUGGACACCUGUCGCCCUGGCAUCGAGGUGCUCCCCGAGGUCAUGGAGGGCCUCAAAGAGGCAGGUGCUACCAAGGAGAACUUCGCCGUCUUCAUCGACGGUGGCGUCCGCCGCGGCGGCGACAUCUUCAAGGCCGUGGCUUUGGGGGCACAGGCAGUGGGUGUGGGCCGCCCGGUCCUCUACUCCCUGGCUUCCUAUGGCAUGAACGGCAUUGUCCGCAUGGUGCACAUGCUGCAAGAUGAGCUCCAGAUGGUGAUGCGCCUUUCCGGCACACCCAACAUCCCAAGCAUUACCGAGAAGCACGUGAUCAUCACCAAUCUGGCCGACCACAUCGUGCCGCUCCCCACCGACUUCCUUGUCCAGCGCACCUACCAGGGCCUUGAGCCCGCCGCCAAGCUCUGA